ACUACAUAUGAGUAGUAAAACAAAUACAAGAAAAAAUUUUUGCUAUGUCGUGUGAAAAUUGUUUACAUUUGAUAAAAUUAUUAAAUUUACAAGAUAAUUUUGUAAUACCACAACAAAUACUAUUAAUUAAGGGUGUUGUGGAACAGCCUAAGUGUUAUAAACAACAAGAUAUAGCGUUAUAUAUAGAAAAUAGGCAAAUUUUAAGCACCGGCUUAUGUCACAACACGGGAAGAUUUAAAUUUUUAAUCGAUUUGGGCCAAGAAAAUAGAAAAUUUCAAUUAAAUUUCUCUUACGGCAAAGUAAAGUUGUUAAUAAAUAUAAUUUAUGAAAAAAAGGAAUCAUUAUAUAAAAUCCAACCUUUAAUAAUACUGGCCAAAGAUGAAGUGCAACAAAAUGAAAUUGUUAAGUUAAAUCAACAAAUAAUUGAUUUAAAUUUAUUAUUAAUACAAACGGUAUAUGCGGAAAAGUUGUGGGAGGCGGUUAAGCAAAGAUUAACCUUUGUGUUUAAUGAUAAAUGUAAGAUAUUUAUUUCCAAACUCACCAAGAAGGAGAUAUGGCAGCUUGAGGAACAGGAUUUGUGGCUGCAAAUUGCUAAGGAUCUACUGGCCUCAGAGUGGGGUAACCAGGAUCAUAUAAAGUCUAUAGCUUUUAUAAACUGCAGCAAGUAUUUGGGCUCGGAAAUAGAGAAAUCCAAAGAUUUUUCGUAUCAAAACAUAAGAAAACAUAUCAAGGGUCAUGCCGCCUUGGGAGCAGGAGGUUUGGCCUUGUUUAGUACUACUUACUUUUACAGUUGGCCUAGUGAAUUUGCCGACAUUUUCAAAUGCUUUCUAAAUCAACAAAACUUAAAUCUUGCUUUCGAACCAGAUGACAGUAAUUAUCGUAAAACUAAAGCAGGAGUAUAUGCCUCCAGUUUAGGAGCUGUGUGCCAUGAAAUAGGUCAUAUUUUUGAUUUAGGCCAUGAUUUGCAAGGUGUUAUGGGCUCUAAUUUUGAUUAUAUUAAUCGAGUGUUUACCUUACAAACUAAAACUGAACACUUGCCGGAAAGGAUAGUGCAGCAAAAGCCGAUAACAGCAAAUAAACCACGUUUUACUCGUUUAAAAGAUCCGGCCAAUGGUUUUUUACAACGUUACCGGGAGCAACAAGAAAAUGAUUCGUUUUAUUUUUCUCCAAAUUCAGCAGUGAUUUUAGCCCAUCAUGCUUGGUUGAGAAAGGAUUUGGAGACGUUUCAAAGUAAUGCCUUUAAGGUAAAACUGGAUUUGACUUUGGGUAUUGUAAAGAGCUUGGAAUUACCCUUAAAGAUAAUAGAAUUACGUGAAAAUUCUAAUAGCUUGGUUAAAGAAUGGUUUGAGUUGCAAAAGACGUCGGAAGAGAAGCCGGUAUUUGAAUUUGAUUUAAAAGUUUUACGCAAUAACUUACCGAAGGAUAAUUAUUUAUUUGUUAUGAGUAUUUAUGGCCAUACUAAGAAAUUGGAAUUGUAAUGGAAUACUUGGUAGACAAUAUCUUUAAACUGUUGUAAAAACCAAAGAAAAGUGGUUUCAAAACUGGCAGGUGUUUGAAAAUAUAACAAGAAGAAUUCUUUAAUAAAGUUAUCCUUUCCAGUAGACUACAAAAAUAUAUUAAAUAGAAGCCUAAAUAUAUGCUACAAAAAAUCCAAAGAAAUUAGCUUUAAAUCAAGUUUUGUAGAAUUUUAUAAAAAAAAAAACUUAAAAUGCCCCUACUUGCUAGACAAGAAAAAAAGUUUUAAAUAUAAGCCUAAGCAUAUGCUACAAUAAAAAUACCAAAAAACAACCACAGUUUGAUUCGUGAAGGAAAAUUCUGAAAUAUCAAAAUAUUCAAAGCAAGUAUUUAUAAAUACAACGAAUGUUUUACUUGGAACAACUAAACUUUAACCUACAAAUCUUAUUAAUAACACCCUCAGGAAGAAGCUGCAACUUAAAAGUGAAUUUAAUUAUUAAUAAAAUUUACAAUUUUUUACAAAAUUAUCAAAAUAAACAUCAAUAAUGAAUUCUGAUAUACUUUGACCCAAAACAACGUCUUCCUAUUAGUCAUAAAUUUAUAAAAAAAUACCAAAGAAUUGUUAUUGUUAAAUACAACAAAACAACAAACAAACUAUUCAUUUACGCACUCAUACCUAUUAACUCUCAAAAAUUUCACUCAUUCAUACAAUAAUCGGAGAAGCCAAAGAAACGUCAUUAACUGAAACAGAAACUUAUGCUCACUACUUCAUUAUUAACAUAAACAUGCGUAUGUUUAUAUCAAACUAACUGCUCAGUUUUACCAGCUAAUAGUUAAAUAAUCCAAGAGAUACAACUAACUAAAAUAACAAACUAGAAGUUCAUAACAUUGAUCAGUGCUGCGCUCACGUCAACUCAUCAUUUUGUCUUAAGACUCUAUAAGUAGUUUGUCUAUUUUAUUAUAAGUUGCCAACAAAACAAAUUUAUCGCCGCAUACGUAUCAAUUUUUUUUUGCUUCCAAAUAGCCCAAAAAAUAAAACAUAAACACACAAAAUAGACUACCUACUUCAACAAAAAAAAUAAUAAUAAUAAAGUGAUAAGAUAGCAAAAAAAAUCAAGCGAAUGCCCAAUAAAAACAAGCAAACAAUCAACAAUUACAAAAAAAUACUACUAAUAAAAUUGAAGCAGUAUUGAUUUAGACUCUUAAACACUGCUUUUGUCAGUCAUUCAGUCAGUAGGAAAGUAAAUUUCUAAACUCACACACCAGACCAGUGUAGUUCAAUAGUUUAAAACGGCCAGUAGAAAGCAACAGCUGCAGCAACAACAAUGACAGAAGCUCGUAUACAAUUUUCAAAACUUAAGGGCUUUCCAGCUUGUAAUGAUCAUGAUAAAAUCGAAACGGAAGAAUUUUUAGCUGCCUCUAGUGAAAUUGUGGAUGUUAUACGUUCCUUUGGUACUUUAUUUACACCCGUUAUUAGUGAUAUGAGCGGUAAUGUCGCUAAAAUCCGCAAAUCUUAUGAAAAGGAUCCUGUUAAAUAUAAAUAUUUAGAAGAUUUAAUUAUACUAAAUGUUAAUGUAGAUAAUUUUGCUGCCAAUGCUUUGUUGUGGCUUAAACGCGGUUUACAAUUGAUUUGCACUUUCUUUGAGAAUAUUUUCCAUGACAAAGAAUCUACGGAAGUGGUGAAGAAGCAUUUGCUGGAUGCUUAUGAGAAGACACUUAAACCAUAUCAUGGUUUUAUUGUACAAAGUACAAUUAAGAUUAUGUAUAGCUGGGUACCGACACGCUCCCAAUUAAUCGGUAAUGGUCCUCAACAUGAUGAAAAUAUUAAAGUUCUCGAAACAUUUCUGCCCACGAUGAGAGCUCAUCUUGAUCGUAUUGAUAAUUUACUUAAAAAAUACGAUUUAGAUGAUAAAAGCAAAGUGUAGCUGUUAGUUUUUUUUUUAACAAAAUUGUAGACAAAAGAGAUUAAGCUUUAAUUUUAAUAUAAAAAUAUAUUUCAGUGUUCUUAUUUAAUUUCCUAUAAGUGUAAUAAUAAAAUUUUAAAUUUUA
Messenger RNA from Lucilia sericata (common green bottle fly), 3504 nucleotides. Its product is annotated as glycolipid transfer protein. The coding region runs from base 2781 to 3380 and encodes 199 amino acids. The record is from RefSeq and is a predicted model, not a curated record. Gene Ontology annotation, biological process: ceramide transport; intermembrane lipid transfer. Lineage: Eukaryota; Metazoa; Arthropoda; Insecta; Diptera; Calliphoridae. Gene Ontology annotation, cellular component: membrane; cytosol; cytoplasm. Gene Ontology annotation, molecular function: ceramide 1-phosphate binding; ceramide 1-phosphate transfer activity. The transcript is spliced from 4 exons.